Molecule: messenger RNA, 381 nt
Organism: Astrephomene gubernaculifera
Lineage: Eukaryota; Viridiplantae; Chlorophyta; Chlorophyceae; Chlamydomonadales; Astrephomenaceae
Source: the annotation of a GenBank genome assembly
GUGGGCACGCCGCGGUCACCUGCGUCGAUACGGCGGGCUGCUAUGCGGCGCAGCAAUGGCGUCAUCGGGCGGCCCAACCCGCAGUGGCUGCUGGCCAUGGUAGAGAUGGGCAUCCCGCGCAGACACGCACAGAUCGCUUUGGAGGAAACCGGCAACGCGGGCGUGGAAGUUGCCACGGAGUGGCUCUUCGCCGCGGACCGCUCCGCUCUGCUGGAGGAGCCCUCAGACGAGGAGGGGGGCAGCGAGGGGCCCGGCGGCUCUGCGGGGCAUGCAGGGACCCACAGCGAUGUCAUGGCCGCAGGUGCCGGCAACACGGCUGGCACGUGGGCCUCUGAGGAGCUCACAUGGAGUGAAGACGACUUGGUAGUGCUUGAGCCGCGU